This is a messenger RNA of Rhizophagus irregularis DAOM 181602=DAOM 197198, 819 nucleotides long. RefSeq lists its product as uncharacterized. Lineage: Eukaryota; Fungi; Glomeromycota; Glomeromycetes; Glomerales; Glomeraceae. The record is from RefSeq and is a predicted model, not a curated record.
AUGACAAAAAAAAAGAAAUCCAAAUUAGCCCAGUGUUCUUCAAAAGUAGAAACAGAUUCAUCAGUCAUAGCUGGCAGUAUCUAUGAACAAAAAUGCAAACAUAUUCAAAUACUUCAUUAUAUUCACUUUAUUAAUAUCUCUGAUAAGCAUGAUAUUCACUUUACUGGCAACUUUUGUUAUCAAUUUACUAAUGACUCUUUACAUAUGAAUAAUGCUACUUCAACAUCAUUAAUUAUGCUUUUCUGUUUAAUCAAAGGUGAGAAGCCUGAUAAAGCCUUUAAAGUUAUUAUUAAUAAGGAUAAAGAUGUCAGCGAUCUCAAAAAGGUUAUCAAGGAUGAAAUUCCUGAUGAUUUUGCUGGUAUUGAUGCUAAGAACCUUACAUUAUGGAAAGUAAAUGUCUCUGCUAAUGAUAAAUCAAAGUUUGAGAGACUAGAAACUUUUAUACCAUAUAAUUCUGCUGUUGAAGAAGUGUUACUUGGUGAGAAAAUAGAAAAUGCAACAGAAGAAGUUGGAAAGAUCUUUAAUUAUUCACUUGAAAAGGAAUGUAUUCAUAUUAUCAUUGAACCACCUGCUGCUACUGAAGGCACCAAAGUUGAAGAAGAUGUAAAUUUCAUUAAUAAGGAAGAUGUAUCUAAAGGCAUUGCUAAUGAUAGACCCACCCAAAAUUGUGAAAAACAAGGUUUUGUUACAAGAUAUUAUAGUAUUCCAUCACAAACAUCACAAACAGUAAAGAUUGAUUAUAGUAGUAAUAUAACAAGUAAAAAGAGGUAUCAAAAAAAUGAAGGGAACAAAAAAAUCGCAAAAAGAAAAAUAGUAUAA